Messenger RNA from Prosopis cineraria, 808 nucleotides. RefSeq names its product transcription and mRNA export factor ENY2. The record is from RefSeq and is a predicted model, not a curated record. Gene Ontology annotation, cellular component: SAGA complex; DUBm complex; nuclear pore. Gene Ontology annotation, biological process: positive regulation of DNA-templated transcription; regulation of transcription by RNA polymerase II; poly(A)+ mRNA export from nucleus. The transcript has 5 exons. Lineage: Eukaryota; Viridiplantae; Streptophyta; Magnoliopsida; Fabales; Fabaceae. Gene Ontology annotation, molecular function: chromatin binding; transcription coactivator activity. The coding region runs from base 160 to 519 and encodes 119 amino acids.
GGCCUAGGCCAUAGGCGGUGGAGGCUAAGGCGUUGUCACUCCGGUCCGGACGAACUCCUUUUCGCUCGGCGGUCGCGGCUAGUUUUCUUCCCCUCGUGAGAAAUCUUCACAUCCAAAUAUUGCAGAAAUCAAUCUCUAAUUGCCUGAUUUUUCGGAAGCAUGAAGCCGAAAACAUCGGUGAAUCGACCUCCCACACCAGAUGUGCUAGAAAAUCCUCCGGAAAGGGAGCCCACGCUUCAAGAGCUCAUAAAUAUCAAGUUGGUCGAGACUGGAGAGAAAGAACGGCUGAUGGAACUUUUGAGGGAAAGACUUGUAGAAUGUGGCUGGAAGGAUGACAUGAAAGCUCUUUGCAGGGCUUUUGUUAAGAAGAAAGGGAGGAAUAAUGUUACUGUCGAUGAGCUGGUUCAUGUUAUCACUCCAAAGGGCAGAGCAUCGAUUCCUGAUUCCAUAAAGGCUGAGCUAUUGCAAAGAAUUCGCACAUUUCUUAUGUCUGCGGAGUCUCUGAGGCGGCUCGAUUAGUGUCUUGGGGGAUGAUUAGUGAAGUUUACCAGUGCAACCCAGAAGACCUGACAACCAUUGCAUGUUACUGGCUUCUAUAUAAAAUGUGGGUAAAAAAACUUUUAUGUUCUCAUUUUGUUGUGGAUUCUAGAAAUCAUAUUUCAUGCAAUACUAUUUACGCCACUUGUCUCGUUUCAUCAUUCGGACGACGUGUGGGUCCAAGUCUUGCUACUAAUUCUUGUUGGGAAAAAAAAGUGUGUAUAUCAGAUAAGUAUACGAGUUAUAUGCACUAUGUUUUACGAUGUGUCUA